UGCGGGAUCCGAUAUUAUUUUGGAAUUUUAGCAUCGUAUUUAUUUGUAAAACUUUAAUAAAACUCAGUCAAAAGUUUUAUGGAUUGAAUCAUUGGCUUAAUGCUCUUAUCAGUUAGAGCCAUAGAAUUAGAACGUAUAUAUAUUUUGAUAUCGUUGGUUAGAGCAUUUAGAAGUCAACCAUUUUCAAAAUUAUGGAAGGUUUUUGUAGGGCCUGCUUGGUAAAGUUUGAUGAUUCCUCCUUACUCCAAUAUAGUGAGAAAAAUCGAAGAUUAUUUGUUUACUCAACGGGAUUACAGGUUAAAAGAAACGACAAUAUUACCUUUCAAAUCUGCAAAGAAUGUUACAGCUGCAUGAAAAUAGCAUGUACUUUUAAGAAGAACAGCCGAAAUUCUGAUAAAAAGUUGAAAAGCUAUUUUGCUAUUAAAGAAGAUGGAGACUCCGUUGACUUGUGCACUUAUUUGAAAAAUAAUGAUGACUCAUUGAAGUUUAGGCUUCCACUGAUGAUAGGCAGCAGCACACCAGCUAACGCAAGGAAGGAUGAUGAUAAUGAAUCAACAUGUACAAGUAUACAGAACUUUAUGACGGAUAUUUUGCCACCUGAGGAAAUACCAGAUAAUGAGGCAAAAAUAAUCUUAGAGGUUAUUGAGGAAGAAGCUGACAUAUUAGAUGAUUCCUUGGACUCGUGCUGGUUGCAGGAUGAUGCGUCAAUAAACACAGAUUCUAUACCAUUCAAUUUUAGUUUCAGCCCAUUUGCGACACCUCGCUUGGCGAAUUCAGACCACUGUUACACACCGAGAAAAGAUGCCGAUCAGAAGAAUCAAAAUAAAUACACCAACUUUAAAAGCGUAGAAAAGUUUCUGGAUAGCCACUACGGAGUCAAAGACAUUUCAUUGCAAAAGCUACUUGAGUCAAGUUUAAGCCCACUCAAAGAUCUGAGUCUUGAUAAGUCUAAAGAGAAUUUUGAAGAUAAUGAACCUAUGGGAGAUACUGAUGAAUUUAAAGAAGAUAAAAAAGAAGCUAGCGAUAGGGACUCUAUUGACAAGAAUUUAGAGAGUGCACUGAGAAAAGACACUGAAAGUUAUCCAUUGGACCUAAUCCUUACUCCAACAGUCAGAGGUGAUAUUUCUCCACCAUCGACCCCACUCAUAUCAAAUAUAUUGUUCGGAGACAAGCUAGAAGAUGACGCAGCCGAAAAUAACCAACACAAACUGAGUCACGAUAUAUUAGAUGAGUUUCUUAACAAUAAUGUUAAAGAAGAUAUGAUAGAUAUCAAAGAUUUUUUUGUCGAUCAUAAUACACAGGAGUUCACUGUUAAAGAUAAUGUAAAAAAUAUAAAACAAUUGCAAGUUAAUAUACCAAUAAACGAAGAAAGAAUUGUAAGAAACACGGUGAAAUCAGGAAAGAAAUGUAUCAAAAUAAGCAAAAACAUAGAACCAAAUAAAGAAAACAAGAAAUGUGAUAUACAAAACUUUAAUAUCACAAACUUCUACUGCAAAAUGUGUAAGAAACAGUUUGAGCAUUUGAAAGGAUUGAAAAUACACAGUAAAAAAUAUCACGGCACUAAAAUUUUUACUGCACCGAAGAAGAUAAAACGCAAAGAAUAUGUAUGUGAUUACUGCGGAAAAUACUUUGUAUCUCCGCGAUGUAUUGUUAAACAUUUACAAAAACACACUGAGCCUGAAUUUUAUACUUGCGAAUACUGCCCUCUGAAUCGAUUUACAAGUAAACAUUCUUUGGAAAAUCACACAGCAACACAUACUGGCAUCAAACCACAAAAAGCUGUCCGCUCGGUAUGUACUAUAACGAAAUACGUGUGUACGACGUGCGGCAAACACUUCGCUAGUUCUUCCAACUACCGGCUACACGAGCGGCGGCACGCGCGCGCCUACACGCACCACUGUGACCUGUGCGGCGCCGGCUUCGUGCGGACGUCCGACCUCACGUGUCACAUGAGAAAACACACGGGAGAGAAGCCACAUCAUUGCACCAUUUGCUUGAAGCGGUACUCGCGGUCGGAUGCCUUGAACAAGCAUAUCAAAAGUCAUACAGGAGAAAAGCCGUUUGAAUGCGAAUACUGCCAUAAAAAAUAUGUGACGAUAACUAACUAUAAGGGCCAUGUGAAGCAAUGCAUGAAAAAAGAUACAAAUACAAGAGGAAGUAUCAUACAAAAUAAUGAAGAAACAAAUAACUAUCAAGAUCAUAUCAUAAGUAGCAUAUUCUUAGAAGAAAAUAACUUAAUAAACUGAAUAUAGUCCAACA
Messenger RNA from Aricia agestis (brown argus), 2259 nucleotides. RefSeq names its product zinc finger protein 37-like. Bases 192 to 2246 code for a protein of 684 amino acids. The transcript is spliced from 10 exons. NCBI's taxonomy places the organism in Eukaryota, Metazoa, Arthropoda, Insecta, Lepidoptera, Lycaenidae. Gene Ontology annotation, molecular function: zinc ion binding; RNA polymerase II cis-regulatory region sequence-specific DNA binding; DNA-binding transcription factor activity, RNA polymerase II-specific. Gene Ontology annotation, cellular component: nucleus. The record is from RefSeq and is a predicted model, not a curated record. Gene Ontology annotation, biological process: regulation of transcription by RNA polymerase II.